This is a messenger RNA of Sardina pilchardus (European sardine), 1325 nucleotides long. RefSeq names its product serine/threonine-protein kinase Nek6-like. Gene Ontology annotation, biological process: regulation of autophagy; peptidyl-serine phosphorylation; protein autophosphorylation. The record is from RefSeq and is a predicted model, not a curated record. The transcript has 4 exons. Gene Ontology annotation, molecular function: protein serine/threonine kinase activity; ATP binding. Gene Ontology annotation, cellular component: cytoplasm; cytosol; membrane. Bases 40 to 954 code for a protein of 304 amino acids. Lineage: Eukaryota; Metazoa; Chordata; Actinopteri; Clupeiformes; Clupeidae.
ACUUCAUUCUGUUGUGAUUCCAAGAUCCCGUUUCUUCAGAUGGCACAGCAAGACGCCAGGACUCUGGCCCAAGGCCGCUUUGGGAAGGUCCACAAGGAGAAGUAUAUAGACCAAUGGGCGUGCAUUAAGAGGGUUCCUCUGGGCUUCAUCAGCAGGACAGACCUAAAGAGAGAGUGCAAAGUGUAUCGAAAUGUACAGCAUACAAAUGUGGUGAGGCUUCUGGGUGUCCCCUGGAUUGAGGAUUUGAAAUGGAACAUUCCUCUGGAGUUCAUCUCAGGGGAAGAGCUGGAGACAACAAUCUUCUACCCAGAGAAUUCUAAAAUACAGUUGACCCCUAUUGUCACAGCAACCAUUAUCAAAGGCAUGUGUGCAGGUCUGAGUCAUCUUCACAGUAAAGACAUUGUGCACCAGGACAUUAAACCUGACAACAUCAUGGUGGAAUAUGGAACAAACCGCACCAUCAUCAUAGAUCUAGGACUGGCUAAAUUCUUCAAGGAUGGAAUAACGUCGGCCCGUAACUUAGGCAACGAGGCUUACUCCGCUCCUGAAAUCCUGAAGAACGUUGUACGGGACAAACGCUCAGACGUCUGGGCAAUGGGCAAGGUCAUCGCUGAGCUGUGCAUCAGGCCCAGGGACAGACUACCUGCUCACGACGCCACACCCAGCCAAAUCCAGCAGAUGCUAUCUAUGUGUCCUUACAGAGGAGUAGUGUGCAACAUGGUGGAGAGCAAUCCUGCUGCUAGAGCCUGCAUGCUGAUAGUGGAGACUGAAAUCACGCAAGCAACUGAUGAAAUCAUAAAGACACUUCAGGCAGGAGACCCACAACAGGUUGCACCUGUGCCAUGUGCACGGCAGUCACAACAGGUGGUACCUCUGCCACUGGUGGCAGGACAGCGACAACAGGUGUCACUGUACAUUAAAGAACGGCGACAACACACAUGUGUCUGUCUCUAAAAAGUCAAUGUUCUUGGACACAUACUGUAGGGUUCUAUUUUAGCGAUCUGAAAUAUCUGGUUAGAGAAGCAAAGUUCAAAGACAUAAGAUAGGCAUAUCCAGUCUACAUUCGCUAAUUAAACACUGAUUUUGUGAUCAGGCGCUGGGUACAUUGUUCAAAGGGGUUGUUCAAAUGUUUUUUUUUAUGGGUGUAACAUCCUUUAAACUAAUGAGGAUGACAUCUUCAUUUCCCUUUAAGUGCCAGCAGUGCAACAUCAAACAUUGAAUUAAAAUUAGAAUCAAUGUCCUGUAAGUGUAUGUCACGUUUUGAAACUGUAGACUAAAGGCUGGCUUACAUUGCACGAUUUUGGUCUGUUUUAACAGUCGGCGAC